ACGACGCCACAUGAUUACGGCCGGGGAUUACGGAUUGGGAGUCAAAGUUGGGAAAGAGAGCUUUUUUGGCGCGGCGCCAGCUAGCGUCAAAUAUAUGCCAAGCGCCAAAAUAGACUAGACUGAGAGCUUUCCUGAUAGUGUUCGAUUGAUUUCUUACGUUCUGAUGCAGUAAAGUGGUAUCUUUGUGGAUAGAAGUACUCGGGAAGCCAUCUGGAGAUGGUGAUGUUACCUAACCCUAGGCAUGCUAUCCUGUUGCUCCUGGCAACCACCGUCAUGGCAACAGCAGAUGAGAAUGAGGAGAGAAGAAAGCCCAACAUCAUUGUCUUUCUUAUGGACGAUGUUGGUAUGGGAGAUAUUGGUUGCUUUGGAAACACCACCAUAAACACCCCGAACAUUGAUCAGCUGGCCAAAGAGGGCGCCAAACUGACGCAGCAUAUUGCUCAUCCCAUCUGCACACCUAGCCGAGCUGCUCUCAUGACGGGCAGAUACGCCAUAAGAAGUGGUAUGACAUCUUUUCACCUCAUGAGAGUGAUCUCGUUCAUCAGUGCUCCGGCAGGACUUCCCUCCAAUGAAACAACCAUUGCAGAAGUAGCCAAAGAUGUUGGAUACUCUACAGCCCUCAUUGGAAAGUGGCAUCUUGGAUUCAUGUGCGAGAAAGAGAAUGAAUGUUCAGACCCAAAUAGCCAGGGUUUUGAUUACUUCUAUGGUCUGCCCCUCACCAAUCUCCUGGACUGUGGCCACGGAACAGUCUUUCAAGCAUGGAGGAGAAAUUUCUACACAGAGGUAGCUGUCACUAUGGUCGUUCUUGUCCUUGCAACAUUCAUUCUCUUCAUGUACAGCAUGGUGAGAUGGAGGACGUUGGUCGCUGUUGCAGUUGCUAGCACAGCGUUCUACCUGUUCUGUCUCAUCAUGCCCAGAUUGAUCGCUGUGAUGAACUGCGUGGUGGUCGAGAACCACGACGUGGUAGAACAGCCGCUGUCGUACACCAACCUCACCCAGCGCCACACGCAGCAUGCACUGGACUUCCUGGAGGAGCAUAAGAACGAGCCGUUCCUGUUGGUGAUGUCUUUCCUGCAGGCGCACACCGAGCUCUAUGCCGAGCCUCACUUCCACGCCAGCAGUCAACAUGGGGUUUACGGAGCGGCGGUGGAGGAGUUGGAUUGGAGCGUUGGCGAGAUCAUGGGCGCACUGCAUCGGAUGGGGGUUGCUGAUGAUACCUUCAUCUACCUCACCUCAGAUAAUGGGGCUCACAUGGAAGAAUUCUCUCUCAGUGGAAAGAAAGAGGGUGGCUCGAAUGGAAUUUAUAAAGGUGGAAAAGCCAACUGCUUUGAGGGAGGAAUCCGGGUUCCUACCAUCGUGCGCUACCCCGGGAUCGUCCCUCCAGAAUCUGAGGUCUCCGAACCCACCAGCAUAGUGGACCUUCUACCGACCGUAGUCGGCCUGACCGGGGGCAAGAUGCCAAGGGAUCGUGUCAUUGACGGGAAGGACAUGAUGCCGUUGCUGCAGGGGGAGCUAGGGAUCUCACCCCAUGAGUUCAUGUUCAUGUACUGCGGAGGAUACAUCCAUGGGGCACGAUACAGACCAAGGAAAGGCAACCGAAUAUAUAAGAUCGUGUACACAACUGCAAACCUGGUAGAAGGGCCGCACGGAACCAUGGGUUGCUUCGAUUCAUAUCCCUGCCGAUGUGAGGGCCCGACCACAGUCAACCAUGACCCGCCUCUGGUCUACGAGCUCCGAUCGGACCCCUCCGAGACCACCCCCCUUGACCCUACCACACCCAACAUCCAGGAGAUCAUCACAAGAGCCGGAGCAGCUGUCGCAGAGCAUCAAGCAUCCAUCGCACCCACGCCGUAUCAGUUUGCCUUCACAAGGCUGCUACCGAGGUUUGGGGAUCAACCCUGCUGCGGGACUUUCCCAUUCUGCAGCUGCACUGAAGAUCAUUCUACCGGGUUCUCCUAUGAGGAUGCCAAGCCUGAUAAGGCACAUAAAGACUGGAUGAGGGCAGAUACUUCUAAGGCUAGCUGAGGUUUGGUUCAAGCACAAAGGUAAAGAUAAAACAUUCUAGAGCUAUUCUCUCGAGUACUAUUAUUACUAUUUUAGUUACAAAUAUGUAUUUAAUGUUAAUUAACCCUCGUGUGAAAUUACUUCCCAAACCAAGCUGAAUGUGAUGAAUGAAUGUACAGUGAUGUGUAUUACUGCAAAUGUACUACUCUUUUUCAUGGAAAACAAUGUUUUUGAAUUAUCCGUCCUGUGUUUGUUCAUACGAUAACUGAACUGGAAUUCGACAGAUCAACUUUAAAAUUUGUCUGUAUGCAUAUAGGAGUGAUGAUAAUCUGAGCAGCUAUAGGAUAUCAAGGUGAAAGGUUAUGGAGGUCAUAUAUCUAAAAAAUACUGUUCUUCCUGUGAUUUAAGAAAUAUUUCAAGAACUCACUUCAAACUUGGCUUCUUAUCUGAUUAGAAUUUUGGUUGAUGAGUUCAAAGGUCAAAAGUCACAGAUUGUUUUAUACCUGAAAAUAACUUCUUGUGAAGAAAUGGGGUAGCAGUCACUUCAAAACUACUCUAGGCGGAUGUAUGCAAGUAAGGGUGAUCUGAUUAGAUUUUGAGGUCAAAGGUAAUAAAGGACUUGAGAGGUUAUUAUUUGGAAAUGUAAUAUAUUUCCGAUCUCGCAUAUUGAAAAUUCAUUUGGUAAAUUCAUUUGAUGUGUGUUUUGUGUGAAAAUGAAGUACAACAUUUUGUACAUUUGUUUAAGUUGGCGAUAUCUAAUCUAUACAACUUAAUGUUUUCAUCUUUGAUUCGUGUUUGCAGUGGCAGCUGUUUGAAUUUGGACCUUUGAAUAAUCUAUGAAUUCAUUUAUUUCAGGAUCUUCAUUUACUUGUAGAAUAUUAUUAAAAAUUAUUAUUACUUAUGUUGGAUGCUUGCUAAAAAUGCUGGGUUGAAACUAAGCAUACCAUAUAUUUGCUAAGAUGAUGUGAUACUUCAAAUGUUUGAUUUUUUUUUUAAUGUAGCAUGUACAUCAUUGUUACCAUUGAUUUUUUUGUACAGAUUUUUUUUUGUCUGUACCAUCAUUGGCAUACACCAAAAAGGUUUUUUUUUUUAAGAGGGUUACUUUCACAACUUCCUGCGUAAAUCUGCGUCUGCAACAUCGGUUAAGCUUUAACAUGGAAGGGAAUGGGGAUUUUCCAGGGCCGUUUUCAGCAUUGGGGGUGGGGGAAAUCACCCUGAGCCCCAUCUAAUUUCGUCCCUGGACAUAGUUUUCCAUAUUUCAGACAAAAUGGUUGGUACAGAAUCCUUACAGAAGUCAGUUCAAGAAAUUGAACAAUAUUGGAGAGAUCUCAUUUUCAAGAUUAAUUCCUCUUUACUCAGGUAUUUGAUGUAUUGGACAUAUUGGUAUUUUUCUGCAAUUGUUGACAUCUCUAGACAUUUUCCUGAUGCUGCAUAUUUUGUGAAAGAUGACCCUGCCAUAUUUAAGAAUUGAAAGCGAAAAUAAUUACGGUAGGAUUGAUACAAUAGGCGAAAAUGAUCUAUUAGAGUUUCCCAUUCUCAUUUGAAAGUGGGGUAUAGUUUUUGGUGUUUGAUAGUCUAUCAUAGAUAGAGUUAGAGUGCCAUCAUUACUGACAAUAUGAAUUUUUAAGGGAGAAUAAUUGCAGGUUGAAACCAAGCGUUUCCUUACACACAAAAAAUGUAUUCGAUCUUCCAAGUUUCAGCCAUGUUGAACAAUUGCAUGACCAGUACCAUAUGGGCACUAGUAUUCAACCCGGCAUAAUUCAAAGAUUUGGACAAAUUCCCCCAAAUAUUUAGAAAUAGGGAAUUUAUCUUAAUUUCAUACCUUUGUUAUUUCCAGGGUAAUCUGUUGUCGGUAUUUUCUUUAUCAAUCUGUCGACUGUAUGCACGGAGGAUCGAAUUAUGCGGCGAUGACCUUUUGCACUGAAAUGCACUAGUAUUCAACCUAGUGAUGAUAGACAGCGAAUUUAAAAAUUGUUUAGAUUGCUAAAUUAGAUCUAGAUCUAUGUAAGUCUCUGGCUUUGACUAAUUCCCUGUUUGGUCUCAUCUCAAAUGGUCUAGUCCUUAGUCGGAUGGGACAAGGGCAGAUUGAGAGACAGGGCCAUCUUUCGUUGCUAAGAUGAAUAAUAGUGCCGACGGGUUGAAUACUAGUGCCAAAAACCAUCGCCGUAUAAUUCGAUCGCCCGCGCACACAGUCGACUGGUUGAAGAAAAAAAUAACGCAAAAAGAAUAACCAGCAUUUGCUCUUGGAAAUAACACAGGUCUGAAAUUAAGGUAGAUUCCAUAUUUCUAUAUAUUUGAGGAAACUCUCCAAACGGGUUGAAUACCAGUGCCCUUACGGUACUUAUCUUCAAUGAAUAGUAAAUACUUGACUAUAGUGAAGGGGUCCAUCGUCCUUGGAGCAAGUCCGCAGAUCACAUGAUUAUUGGUUGUGUGAUCCUUAUUUAUAGCGCAAACAAAGAAAAACAAAAAGAAUAUGUCAAAAGUGUAAAUGGACAUCAAUUAUAUGAAUUCAUACUUCGUACAUUUACUUAUAUUAUGAAGAUUGCUAUUAAAAGGAGCUUGUUUUGUUAUAAAGGCAUGUAGUUUCUACUAAAGUAUGCAGUAAAUACAUGAUUUUUCAUUAACCCUCGUAAAUUUACAUUGACAACAGUUACAUGUAUAGUUGAUGGGGCUAAUUUACCCAUUUAUGGGACACAUACAUCAUGGAGACAUACUAGCCCCUCUUGAACCCUGUUACACGAAGUGAUACAAUUAAAGUUUAAAUUGGUUGUAACUUUCGUGUAUGGGUUUUUCAUAGUUUCUGGCAAAGAUACACACAAUUAUCCAGGAUAGGACUAAAUGUGGGUCAUUAAUGAGUUUGAUUUUUGUCAUAUGACAUAUAUUAUGAUUUGGGGAUAGGAAGAGUUUAUUAUCAAAAGGAUGUGGCAUUGUAAUUAUGUAGACAAAAUUGUUUCAUAAGUAAUUUUUUUGCAUUGUUUUGUGACAUGAUUUAAAAUCAAGUUUACAUUACACUGCUAAUUAAAAGAGCCUAAUAUUGA
Messenger RNA from Lytechinus pictus (painted urchin), 5042 nucleotides. Its product is annotated as steryl-sulfatase-like. The coding region runs from base 217 to 2025 and encodes 602 amino acids. NCBI's taxonomy places the organism in Eukaryota, Metazoa, Echinodermata, Echinoidea, Temnopleuroida, Toxopneustidae. The record is from RefSeq and is a predicted model, not a curated record. Gene Ontology annotation, molecular function: arylsulfatase activity. The transcript is spliced from 6 exons.